Molecule: messenger RNA, 1358 nt
Organism: Juglans regia (Persian walnut)
Lineage: Eukaryota; Viridiplantae; Streptophyta; Magnoliopsida; Fagales; Juglandaceae
Product: glucuronoxylan 4-O-methyltransferase 1
Exons: 1
Coding region: 191-1051 (286 amino acids)
Biological process (GO): xylan biosynthetic process
Source: RefSeq, a predicted model, not a curated record
AUCUUCCUUCCCUUCAUGCCCAAGCAUCACAGUACAACUAAAAAACUGAAAUAUAACUUUAUGUCCAUCCACGGCACCCGAAGCUUCAUACCUUCUAUCCUUUCCUCCAAUUCUAAUUCCAAUUCCAAAACCAAAUUCAACAGAAACAAGUUCUCACUAGUUUCUCCUUUAAAACAGCUAGAAAAAAGAAAUGAGGCCUAAAUCCCAUCCUUUCCUCAGCCUUAAGUUCCUCCUCCUUGGUGUCUUUAUCGCGUUCUUCCUCCUCUUUGUGCUAAGAUCAGGUUUCCCAACUUCCAACCAGAGCGAAUCUCUCACUUCACAAAAUGUCAUAACAAAUGUUUCAGAUGUUGCUGUUGUGAAGUGCUCAAGUUGCACCAAGAUCCCACCCACCCUAGCACAAGCGCUCAUCCACUACUCAACCUCAACCAUCACCCCACAACAAACACUCAAAGAGAUCUCAGUGACAGCAAGAGUUUUAGAAAAGAAAUCACCCUGCAACUUCUUAGUUUUUGGCCUAGGCCAUGACAGCCUUAUGUGGACUGCACUCAACUAUGGUGGGCGCACAAUUUUCAUAGAAGAAGACGAGGCAUGGAUACAGCAAAUCAGACGCAGGUUUCCCACACUGGAGUCAUAUCAUGUGACAUACGAUAGCAAGGUGAACCAGGCCAAUCAUCUCAUGGAGGUUGGCCAGGGACCUGAGUGCACAGCACUCGGUGAUCCUAGAUAUUCUAUGUGCCAACUUGCUUUGAAAGGUUUGCCUAGUGAAGUGUAUGAAACAAAAUGGGAUCUGAUAAUGGUUGAUGCACCAACAGGCUAUUAUGAGGAGGCACCUGGAAGAAUGACUGCCAUCUAUACAGCAGGGAUGAUGGCAAGGAAUAGGGAAGAUGGAGAAACAGAGGUGUUUGUGCAUGAUGUGAAUAGGGAGGUGGAGGAUAAGUUCUCCAAGGCAUUUCUCUGUUAUGGGUACCUUAAGAAACAAGUAGGCAGGUUAAGGCACUUCUGUAUUCCGAGUCACAGAGAUGACAUGGACAGGCCGUUUUGCCCUGAAUAAUUAUUCUUUCCCAUGUAUUGUUAUUACCUAUGCCAUCUUGGUCCUUUUUGGGACAUUUGUUUGAGGACAAAACGGAAGUCAUGUUUGCCGUGCAACUGGGACAAAUUCUGAAGAACCUCUUAGGCUGAUAUACACUUCUACUCUCCUUUUCUGGAUUCUUGCGUCCACUUUCAUUUUAUUGAAUUUUAUAAAUCUAUGGGAUUAUGAGAGAACAUUAGGAGUCGAUCAAUAAAUCAAAGUUCUACACGGAAAAAUUAACAAUCAAAGCCAAUUUCAACAACAGCCCAAGAGACCAAAAAAAAAAAAA